AUGAAUAAAUCUUCUGCUGUUAAUAAUAAAUAUAACUAAUAACAAUUAGUUAAAAUUUAGCAAGAAUAGCAACUAUAAGAAUAAGCAUAGAUUCAAUAUUAUAUUUAUGAAGACUUACAGAACAUAAUAAAUUUAAUAUAAUAAAGAGAUGCUGUUAUUGAGUAUUUUAAGAAUGAUUGUGCUCAUGAAAUGGUUACCUUGUGUAAUAAUAAAUUAAUAUUGUAAUUAAAUAUAUCAAGUUCAAUUCAUUAUGAUUAAACGUAGUAAUACAGAAAGCAACCUGAAUUGCUUAAAAUUUUAAAGAAGGAAAGAGAAAAUGCUUAUAAAAUACUGGAAAAGUUUAUUGGAAAUAAUGAUUAAAAAAUAAAUUCAAAUGGUAAGUAAAAAAAUAAUGGAUCAGUACUAAACGACUUAUAAUAGUACAGAAACAAUUAUAAAGAUUAAAAAUUUGAAUUGAAUUAAUUUAAAUAAUAACAGACUAAUUUAGUACCCAAAUUUCAUGAAGGAGUCUUAUCAACAAUAAUUUCUUCAAUUUAAUCUGUAGAUUCACAAGUUGAUUAAGUAAAGAAAACGAAAUACUACAAGAUUCCUCAUUUUGAAGAUAUUUAAGAAAAAGCAAUGUAUUUCAUUUAUAAUAUCUUAGAAAGUAUUAUAAAACAACUUAAUAAAAAUUAAAAAUUAAUUUUCCUAAACUUUUAUCUUAAGACAAUUAAAUGUCAUAAUAAGAUAAUUAAAAGUUCAAUCAGAGUAAUGUAAUUAAUAUUGCCCAAAAAAAUAGUGAAAUUUAAGGCAAAGAAUAAACUUAAUAUAAUAAUGAAGGAUAACCUAAUCUUGAGAUUUAAUAGAAAAAUUAAUUUUGUUUGAAAGACAGACUAAUAGAAUUUAUUAAUUACCUAAGAUAUAAAAAAGUUGAAAUUCCAAAACCUUAAUAAAAUAAUAAAGCUGAAUAAUAGGAUUUCCAAAUAACAAAAUUAUUUCAUUAGUUAUAUCCUAAAAAGGAUUGGAAAAUUAAGGAUGAUAUAUUGCUCGAACUUACAAAUUUACAUUAUUAUUUUUAUUUAUUUAUAGAAGUUUGUAAUUUAGCCAAGCAGUUUGAGUUUUAAAAAAAGAAGGAUAUAGAAUUAUUUAAUAUUCUGAGGGAUACUCAAGAAAAAUAAAAUAACAUUUCUAUCGAUUAUAUCCUUAAAUAUUUGUUUAAUAAUAAAGAUUAAGAAGACAUUAACAGUUAUCAAAAUUACAAAUUACAAAUAGAGAAAAAUGUUAAUUCAACCGAUAAGGCAAACCAAAAGUAAAAUUUAGAAUAAGAUCUUAUAAUCAAAUUGUAUGCAAAGUUUUCUCCUAUAUGGAUGAAAAAUAAGCAUAAUUGA
Messenger RNA from Paramecium sonneborni, 1367 nucleotides. The record is from the annotation of a GenBank genome assembly. NCBI's taxonomy places the organism in Eukaryota, Ciliophora, Oligohymenophorea, Peniculida, Parameciidae.